Plasmodium vivax (malaria parasite P. vivax) is the source of this 768-nucleotide messenger RNA. RefSeq lists its product as hypothetical. The record is from RefSeq and is a predicted model, not a curated record. The transcript is spliced from 3 exons. NCBI's taxonomy places the organism in Eukaryota, Apicomplexa, Aconoidasida, Haemosporida, Plasmodiidae. The coding region runs from base 159 to 347 and encodes 62 amino acids.
AAGGAAAAAAAACCCCAUAAUGAGAAGCGGCAGCAACGGAAAAGUAUCACACCUGGUAAGAGAGCAAAAUUUACAACUGACAAAAGGGUGACUGCACGCACACAUUCUCGCAAUUCAUCCCACGGGGGAUUUCUUUUUUUUAAAAAAAAGCAGCGACAAUGAAGGAAUAUACCAAUGAACACAAUGACGACAAAGGCGAAGUGGCAAAAUGCGAAAGCGAGUACAGCGCGCUGCUGGAGUGUUUGGACACCUUCGAUAGGAAUUGGGCAAAAUGCCAAAGCGAAUUGAAGACAUUCCGCGCGUGCUACAGUGAGGAGAGCGGACAGAGGAGCGGGUCAAGCAGUUAGGCGAAGACUCUGCAGGGAGGCCGUUUCUGGCGUCGGUGCGUCUGUCCGCCAUUCGUUCGUUUCAGCGUUGCGGCGUUGCAGUGUUGCGGUGUUGUGGCGUUACUGCGUUUCGCCAUUCCGUCGUCCUUCAUCCCUUCAUUCCUUCGUUCGUCCUUUUUCCAUUCCAUUUUCUCGUUACACCCGAUUUGCUACAUGUGCACACACGCGUAUGUCAAAUGGUCAUCGCUGGGGAAGGACUCCUUUUUUCCGCGUGGAGGGGGGAAACUUCCACCAGCCAACUCUGUUACCACUGAAUGGGUGAUUGGAUAAUUGCUAACAAUUUGUUGCUCUCUUUUUUUUUUUUCCUUUUCCUUUUAAAAAUUGUAACAUUUUUUUUUUUUUUAAUUUCCACUUGCACUGUGUGUGUGCUGGCACAGUUGUC